GGGCCUAAGGAAUACUGUGCAGUUGCCAUUCAAGGAGUUUCUGUGCCGAGAGGAAGAGUAUCAAGGGGACAAUCUCCGACUCGGGGUAUUUCUGGCGGUGGCAACGACGAUGACGGCUGUUGGUGGUGUUCGCCUCAUGGACUUCAUCAAGCACGCACCGCACAUAUGUUGGGUACACGCACUAUUAACCAAUAACGCAGACUGCAUAUGCAAUAUACCCCUUUUGGUGGGCGUAGCGCUCUUCGAGGAAAGGUUGAUCUGAAAGGAUUCAAUGAUUCAGAAAUUUCCCGUAUCGCCUUGUUCAGGAGAGCUGCACCGCCACCCUCCAUAUCUCCUCUGAGUCCCCUCCCUCUUACUCCCACCCUUCGGUUUCUAGCCGCGUGCUGCAUUGUCUACGCAGCUAUUGCCUACGUAACCAUCGCGUGGCAUUGUCGAUCAGAUUGGACGUCAUAUUCUAAGAUGCAGAUGGGGUGCGUGAGGUUGUCUACGGCUGCAUGCUCGGCCCCCAUACCUUGCCAGAUGCGUUUCGAAAUCUGCAAAUGCCCCCAAAACUAUAUGCACUGAUCACUUUAGGGUGCAGGUAUGAAUGGAAAUGGCCCUGCGAACACAAAAUACUCUCGCAUACUUUUCGCCCGAUUUUGAUUCAUCUUACGACUAGACGGGCGGCUACUGAUGU
Aaosphaeria arxii CBS 175.79 is the source of this 676-nucleotide messenger RNA. RefSeq lists its product as uncharacterized. The record is from RefSeq and is a predicted model, not a curated record. Lineage: Eukaryota; Fungi; Ascomycota; Dothideomycetes; Pleosporales. Bases 208 to 564 code for a protein of 118 amino acids. The transcript has a single exon.